Messenger RNA from Solenopsis invicta (red fire ant), 5396 nucleotides. It is a transcript of the gene KaiR1D, whose product is annotated as glutamate receptor ionotropic, kainate 2. Gene Ontology annotation, cellular component: plasma membrane; postsynaptic membrane. Gene Ontology annotation, molecular function: transmitter-gated monoatomic ion channel activity involved in regulation of postsynaptic membrane potential; glutamate-gated receptor activity. The transcript has 20 exons. The record is from RefSeq and is a predicted model, not a curated record. The coding region runs from base 837 to 3725 and encodes 962 amino acids. Lineage: Eukaryota; Metazoa; Arthropoda; Insecta; Hymenoptera; Formicidae. Gene Ontology annotation, biological process: modulation of chemical synaptic transmission; synaptic transmission, glutamatergic; monoatomic ion transport.
CGCGUCGCGCCAUGGUUGCUGCGAGCAGCAUCGGCGUCGGCGUCGUCGUCGCGGUGGCCGUCCUCGUCGCCGGCGAAAGCGGCCGCCACCAGACUGUACACGCAGCGGCUAAAGGCAGCCUCCGGCGCUCGGUCCAGUUCGCCUUCCGCCGUCGCACGGUUAAGUACGUGACCGUCAGUGCCGGUGGCGUCGCGACGCACGUCGUUUCGUAUCACUACGUACCCGCGUAUCCGUCGACGACGUAUCGCCGUCUCGUGGAGCUGAAACCACGCGGGUGAUGCAUGGGCCGUACGCGUGAUAAGUUCCGAACAUUCCGUCUCCAGAAUUUGUAGUCGAUGGAAGGGUGACGAAACCCUUUUCCGUUACGAACGUUAAGGACGUUGAACCGACAACUUGGAAACGAAGGAAAAGGUGCGAGGAAACGACAGGGUGAAGAAUCUCUCCAUGAGAAAGUAGUGAUAGUCUCUUUGGAUCAAGUCCGUGGAUCGACGACAUCGACCUGGCCCAAAAAGCUGCGGGCUGAUUAGGCAAAUUGAUAUGUCCUCGUAUCUAUCGGUGAAGCUUAACGAUCAUUGGAUCCGGAUGUGAUCACAGGAUGUGUACGAAUAAUACUGCGGAAUGGUUUCCGCGGAGAUCGAACGAUUCCCAUUACCUGCAAGUGUAACCGAGUUCUACUAGCAGUGGCGUAAGUUCCUUCGGGAGAACAAAGAGAAAACGAAGGAGCGAGGAAGAGAGAGACUGACAGACAGACAGAGAGGAAGAAAGGGGCUGCAGGCAGCGGUGGUGGCGACGACGGAGGGCGCAGGAGGAGACGGCGGGGUGAACCGGAACCGGAAAUGGCUGCGAGGUGGCUGCUACUGCUGCUGGCGCUCCUCGCCGCCCACGCCGCGGCUCUUCCUGAUUUCAUUAGGAUAGGAGGGCUGUUUCAUCCGUCGGACGACAAGCAGGAAGUGGCCUUUCGCUACGCUGCGGAGAAGAUCAACGCCAACCGGGACAUCCUGCCCAAGUCUCGCCUCAGCGCCCAGGUCGAGGUGAUACAGCCACAGGAUAGUUUCCAUGCUUCGAAACGAGUGUGCCACCUAUUGCGGGGCGGCGUGGCGGCGAUUUUUGGACCACAAAGCGCGCACACGGCGUCUCACGUGCAAAGCAUUUGCGACACCAUGGAAAUUCCGCACUUGGAGACGCGCUGGGACUACCGGCUCAGACGGCAGAGCUGCCUCGUCAACCUCUAUCCGCAUCCCACCACUUUGUCCAAGGCGUACGUCGAUCUGGUGAAGGCCUGGGGCUGGAAGAGUUUCACCAUUAUCUACGAGAACAACGAGGGGCUCGUGCGAUUGCAGGAACUUCUGAAAGCGCACGGACCUAGCGAAUUUCCCAUUACGGUUAGACAGCUGAGCGAGGGAUCGGAGUAUCGGCCGCUGCUAAAACAAAUCAAGAAUUCCGCGGAGUCGCAUAUCGUAUUAGACUGCUCUACCGAAAGGAUCUACGACGUGUUGAAACAAGCGCAACAGAUCGGAAUGAUGAGCGACUAUCACAGUUACCUUAUCACUUCACUGGACUUGCAUACCGUCGACUUAGAAGAAUUCAAGCACGGCGGGACCAAUAUCACUGCCUUUCGAUUAGUGGACCCGGAGAAGCCGGAAAUCCAGAAGGUAAUUCAGGACUGGAUCUACGGUGAGAAGCGCUACAAUCGUGAGCUCGACAUGGGACAGAACAGUAAUAAGAACAAUCUCACUACUAUAAAGACUGAAACGUCGUUGCUGUACGACGCCGUCCAUCUCUUCGCUAAGGCGUUACAUGAUCUCGACACGUCCCAACAAAUCGAUAUCAAGCCGUUGUCCUGCGAAUCAACGGACACCUGGCCUCACGGAUAUUCGCUCAUCAAUUACAUGAAAAUCGUGGAGAUGACGGGGCUUACGGGUAUUAUCAAAUUCGAUCAUCAAGGUUUUCGCUCCGAUUUUGUCCUAGACAUCAUCGAGCUGAAUAACAAAGAAGGCUUGAAGAAAAUCGGUACUUGGAAUAGUACUAAAGGUAUCAACUUCACGAGAAGCUACGGCGAGGUUUACACUCAAAUUGUUGAAAACUUGCAGAAUAAGACUUUCAUCGUGACAACUCUACUGAGCUCACCGUACUGUAUGCGGAAGGAUUCGAGCGAGAAGCUCACCGGAAAUGCACAAUUCGAAGGCUACAGCAUCGACUUGAUUUACGAGAUAUCGCGGCUGCUUGGAUUCAAUUAUACGUUCCGGCUUGUGCCGGACGGACGUUACGGCUCGUACAACGCGCAGACGAAGGAAUGGGACGGAAUGAUAAAAGAGCUGAUCGAGCAAAGAGCCGAUCUCGCGAUCGGUGAUCUCACCAUCACGUACGAUCGAGCGCAGGUUGUGGACUUCACGACGCCGUUCAUGCCUUUAGGGAUCAGCAUACUUUACCGCAAACCCAUAAAGCAACCGCCGAAUUUGUUCUCGUUCCUCAGCCCUCUUAGCCUCGACGUUUGGAUCUACAUGGCAACGGCUUAUCUCGGGGUCUCCGUGCUCCUCUUUAUACUAGCCAGAUUUACGCCGUACGAAUGGUACAACCCGCAUCCAUGCAACAAAAAUCCGGAUCGCCUGGAGAAUCGCUUCAAGCUCCUUAACUGCUUGUGGUUCACCAUUGGUUCUCUAAUGCGGCAGGGUUGUGAUAUUUUGCCAAAGUUCAGCCCCUAUGAGUGGGAGAACCCUCAUCCGUGCAACGGGCAGUCCGAGGUCCUCGAGAACGAGUUCACCCUACUGAACUCGCUCUGGUUCACCAUAGGCUCGCUCAUGCAGCAAGGCUCCGAUAUAGCGCCGAAGGCCGUGUCAACUCGCAUGGUCGCUGGUAUGUGGUGGUUCUUCACGCUGAUCAUGAUUUCCUCUUAUACGGCUAAUCUCGCGGCUUUCCUCACCGUCGAGAGAAUGGAUUCCCCGAUCGAGAGCGCCGAAGAUCUCGCUAAGCAGACCAAGAUCAAAUACGGUGCUCUCAAAGGCGGCAGCACGGCGGGCUUCUUCAGGGAUUCCAAUUUCUCGACGUACCAACGCAUGUGGUCCUUCAUGGACUCGGCGAAGCCGUCGGUAUUUACGGGAAGCAACGUUGAGGGUGUGGAGCGAGUGAUCAAGGCGAAAGGCAGUUACGCAUUCCUGAUGGAAUCCACCUCCAUCGAAUACGUAAUCGAGAGGGACUGCGAACUUACUCAAGUCGGCGGUCUCUUAGACUCCAAGGGAUACGGCAUAGCCACGCCGCUAAACUCGCCAUACACGACGGCCAUAAGCGGGGCCAUCCUGAAGCUCCAGGAGGAAGGGAAGCUUCACAUGCUGAAAACGCGCUGGUGGAAGGAGAAACGACGCGGCGGUACCUGCAGAGACGACACCUCGAAGAGCAGCUCGGCGGCGAACGAGCUCGGUCUGGCGAACGUCGGCGGUGUCUUCGUGGUGCUGAUGGGCGGCAUGGGUGUUGCCUGCGUGAUCGCGGUCUGCGAGUUCGUGUGGAAGAGUCGGAAAGUAGCCAUCGAGGAGCGGAAGUCCAUGUGCUCGGAAAUGGCGAGCGAAUUGCGAUACACUUUGGACUGUAGCAACGGAAAUAAAAAGCCGUCGAGGAAGGCGCUUUGUCGACGUCAGGGGCAACAUUCAAGUCUGUCGAUCGUUUUGGAAGAGGGCAAGUACGCGGCAUGCAACAAGUACAGGCACUUCGUUGGAAAAGCACCUCUGACGUGAACAAAGGGACGCCUAGCCGAGCGAAAGGGCCAAGUGAUGAAUUUCUUUGCGAAGUUAAUUGCUUUCUCACGUGCGAAUUAAAACACAAUUGAUCGGUCAAUUCGAAACACGAGCGCAACAGUUUAGAAAACAAAAUAACUAAAAUUAUUUUUAACUGCGAAACCACUUUUAAAUAUAAGAAAAAAAAAAGUGAACUGUCAGAGCGAGAUUCAAUUUUGUCGAGUUUUAAGUCAAACAUACAAAUUUGAUACUACAUCUUCUAAUAGGAAAGAAAAAGGGAAGGCGCUGUCAAGAGCUCUUAUAUGGGAUCCUGUAAAUUCGUUGCGACGGGAAUUGGCGAUGCAAGAAACGAAAAAAGAAACAGGGACUUAAUUCUAAUCGUGUACACGUCUGUCCUUUUUUUACGAAUCACCGUUAAAUAAGAUAGUCCAUCAUCUAGUCCCUCGUAAGAUCUGUUAAGUGUCAUGUGUGCGAGAAAAACGAUCGAAUGAAUAAGAAUGAAAUUGUGUGACUUUCAUGUUAAAGAUGCGUUGUUUGUUAUCACAUAAAGUAUUCUAUUGAAAUCAAUUCAAAUAUUAUUAUCCAUGUACGUAAAUUCGUUCGGAUACGAUGAAACAUAAAUUACACGCAAGUACAACAGCGAUUUCAGAGGUCUCCACGUGAUGUAAAAAAAAUACCGCCAAAGAGGAUUUUUAGUCCAUCUCAAAUCUGCGAGACACCUGAUAUCGCGAAUGGUCAUUUGCACUGUUUUGUAUCGCUAAUCAACGUUUCCUAUGUGUGAUUCGCGAUAAGUAGUUAAAAUUUUUGAACAUACUUUAUCUGAAUUUUAUUCAUACCCUUAGCUGGUCUGACGGGGUCCAUAAGGUCAUGAAAUAUUAUUGAAAUAUUAUUUCAGUAAACUAGACUUAAUUGUCUAAGCUGUUCAAAUUAUCCAGAUGUAGAUAAUAUAUUUCAGACCGCGUUCACGUAAUGCAUUGUCGAUAUUCUAUCUAACGCGAAAGACUGCUGAACUCCCGUAGUAGGAUUGUUUUCAAGGAAUACAUACGUCAUGAUUCUCGCUAAUGUUCAUUCGUCCAAUAACGUUUUCGUUGAAUCGCGUUUAUGCGGACCUUGUGAACCAUGCAGUAUUCAUUUGAGUCUUCCCACUAUAUCGUAAAAAGAGAAAAAUGUGUAAAGGAAAAACGAGCACCGCGAUUCCGAUCUAGUAUUUAAACUCUCGAAACAGAGUGCCGUAUAAAUCAGAGGAUGAAUGCUCGACGCCGUGUUGAAGAGUGUGUGACUUUCUAUAAUAGCUUGUACGCGGAUACUAUUUUAAGAUCGAGCGUAAAAGAGCGAGGAGAAACGUAAAAUACAUUGUGUUUCUUUCUCCUACACCUUCCAUACGGAUUUCGUUAUUCUCGACACAGUUUACCGAAUUCUGAAUACAACCCGUACACAAGUAUACGUACAGACACGCGAUACAUACAUAUACAUACACGUACACAUGCAUAUACACUGUAUCCACUGUAAAUAUCGUCUACUAUUACAUACUUGUUAUAUUUGCGUUCAUAUGUCGCGACAUACGAGUUUGUUAAGAGCCUAUCGCGAUUCUACUUCUUAUAUAAAAUGUAAUGCAAACAUCAACACAUAUUAAACGUGAAUAUAUUAAUCGUCUGUAAAUUCUCAUUCAAA